UUGUUUUUAGACCUUUAAGUUACUAUAAAAUUAAUUUUAGUCCUUCAAUUUUACUAUAUUCAUACCAUAAAGCUUAUGUCCUCUACUCCCGGAGAGUAGCGAGAGAAGAAGAAGAAGGAAAUGAGCAAGAUCCGUUCGUCUGCGACAAUGUCACAUCGUGACCAGCCGUCACCUCUCGUCGUCACACUCAACUGCGUAGAGGACUGUGCUCUCGAGCAGGACUCACUCGCCGGCGUUGCCGGUGUGGAAUACGUCCCGCUCAGCCGCAUCGCCGACGGCAAGAUCGAGUCCGCCGCCGCCGUUCUCCUCCACUCCCUAGCUUACCUUCCGCGUGCAGCUCAACGCCGUCUCCGUCCUCACCAGCUCAUCCUCUGCCUCGGCUCCGCCGAUCGCGCCGUCGAUUCGACUCUCGCCGCCGACCUAGGUCUCCGUCUCGUCCACGUCGAUACCUCCCGAGCUGAGGAAAUCGCGGACACCGUGAUGGCACUCAUCCUCGGACUCCUCCGCCGGACGCACUUGCUCUCUCGCCACGACGCGCUAUCGUCUUCCGGAUGGCUCGGAUCGCUCCAGCCGCUUUGCCGAGGAAUGAGACGGUGCCGUGGUAUGGUUUUGGGGAUAAUCGGUAAAUCUGUAUCCGCUCGUUAUCUGGCUAGCAGGAGCUUGGCUUUCAAGAUGAGUGUGCUCUACUUUGAUGUCCAUGAGGGAGAGGAAGAACGAAUCAGGCCAUCGAGAUACUUCCCACGUGCUGCCCGGAGAAUGGAUACAUUGAAUGAUCUACUAGCAGCGAGUGACGUCGUUUCGCUUCACUGUUCGUUAACAGACGACACGGUUCAGAUACUCAAUGCAGAGUGUUUGCAGCAUAUCAAACCUGGGGCCUUUCUUGUGAAUACUGGGAGCUGCCAGCUGCUGGAUGAUUGUGCUGUGAAACAGCUUCUGAUUGAUGGCACUAUAGCUGGCUGCGCCCUUGACGGUGCUGAAGGUCCACAAUGGAUGGAAGCAUGGGUGAAGGAGAUGCCGAAUGUGUUAAUCCUACCUCGUAGUGCUGAUUACAGUGAGGAAGUAUGGAUGGAGAUAAGAGAGAAGGCCAUCUCUAUCUUGCAUUCAUUCUUCUUAGAUGGUGUAAUACCCAAUAACACUGUUUCUGAUGAGGAAAGUGAAGAAGAGGAAGAAGAACGAUCACCUAUCACUAUCAGGCAUGAGAAACUAGCACUAGUGGAAUCCACCAGUAACCAACGUGGAGAAAGUGCUCUCACCGGCACCAAAAUCGUUCCUAAGGAAACUCUGAGCCUUGGUCAGCAACACGUUUCUGUUCUUUCUCAAGAUACUGCCAUCAAACCAGAAGUGAGACGCAGUAGAUCCGGCAAGAAAGCAAAAAAGAGGCAUUCACAGCAAAAAGCAGAGGGUUCCUCAGGAUUACACGAAGAAAGUAGUACUUCACGGAGAGAUGAUACUGCUAUGAGUGACACGGAAGAAGUAUCAAGUUCCAGUUCUAGAUGUGCUUCCCCCGAGGAUUCAAGAAGCAGGAAAACACCACUUGAAGUAAUGCAACAGUCUUCCCAAAAUCUGCUUGUGAUGUCAAGCAAGAAGCUCAUAGGAAAGUCAAGUGAAGUACUGAAAGAUGGAUAUGUAAUAGCUUUGUAUGCAAAAGACCUAUCGGGACUCCAUGUUUCAAGGCAAAGAACUAAAAACGGUGGUUGGUUCCUCGAUACGUUGUCAAACGUAUCCAAACGGGAUCCGGCUGCACAAUUCAUUAUCGCAUAUAGAAACAAGGACACCGUUGGUCUGAGAUCAUUUGCUGCGGGUGGGAAGUUAUUGCAGAUAAAUAGAAGAAUGGAGUUUGUGUUUGCAAGCCAUAGUUUUGACGUGUGGGAGAGUUGGAGUCUAGAAGGUUCUUUGGACGAGUGCAGUCUUGUUAACUGCAGGAAUUCCUCUGCGGUUUUGGAGGUGCGUGUGGAAAUUUUGGCGAUGGUAGGAGACGAUGGCAUUACGCGCUGGACCAAUUGAAAAGACGAGAAAACAGAGUCUCUCCUCGCUUUUGAUAUUCACCGUAGCUUUGUUUCGGUGUCGUGUUGUCUAGUUUGGAAUGUGUAUUGUUCCUAACCUCUGUUUGUUUUAAUAUUCGGUUUGCUGAAAUAUCCACUGAGUUUUCCGGCAUUUUAUGAGUUCUUUUAGUUUUUGCAAAUAUAUUUGAUUCCCCCCCCCCC
Raphanus sativus (radish) is the source of this 2204-nucleotide messenger RNA. Its product is annotated as C-terminal binding protein AN. Lineage: Eukaryota; Viridiplantae; Streptophyta; Magnoliopsida; Brassicales; Brassicaceae. The transcript is spliced from 7 exons. The record is from RefSeq and is a predicted model, not a curated record. Bases 121 to 2004 code for a protein of 627 amino acids. Gene Ontology annotation, molecular function: oxidoreductase activity, acting on the CH-OH group of donors, NAD or NADP as acceptor; transcription corepressor activity; NAD binding. Gene Ontology annotation, biological process: microtubule cytoskeleton organization.